Colletotrichum lupini is the source of this 285-nucleotide messenger RNA. RefSeq lists its product as uncharacterized. The transcript is spliced from 4 exons. The coding region runs from base 1 to 285 and encodes 94 amino acids. Lineage: Eukaryota; Fungi; Ascomycota; Sordariomycetes; Glomerellales; Glomerellaceae. The record is from RefSeq and is a predicted model, not a curated record.
AUGUACCCAGAUCUCUCCGGUCACUGCUUGCCACAACGGCUGAUCCUCAAGGGAGUCACCUUUCAGCGUCUCUUGCAACAGAAUAUCAAGUACGCAGGCGCUUUAGCGAUAAGUAGCCCGGAUGACGAACUCCCUGGGGCCUUGAGCCCUCAAGACGAAGAACACGAAGCUUACAAGCUGCGGACCGAAAAGCUCUGUACCACCACGGCGAUCGAUCUGAACGAUACAACCGAUACGAAGCGAGCCGAUUCCACCGACCGAAUGCACAUGAAUAAUGGCAAAUGA